Messenger RNA from Anopheles funestus (African malaria mosquito), 1644 nucleotides. Its product is annotated as reticulon-4-interacting protein 1 homolog, mitochondrial. Lineage: Eukaryota; Metazoa; Arthropoda; Insecta; Diptera; Culicidae. Gene Ontology annotation, cellular component: mitochondrion. Gene Ontology annotation, molecular function: oxidoreductase activity. The record is from RefSeq and is a predicted model, not a curated record. The coding region runs from base 219 to 1475 and encodes 418 amino acids. The transcript has 4 exons.
AGUUAAAUGCACCAUUGCCACUGCACGAAGCGAACAAAAUCUCUGUCAACAAGUGUCACUACUUGCUAAUCUAUUCGCCAUAUUGUGAAAUCUGUCAACAGUCAAGUUUAUUAUUGUUUACAAAACUAUCCGAUCGGUGGUCCCGUGUGCGCGCGACACCGUUGGUUGCAAUUUUCGCCCGCUUUAUCACACAUUCUCCGUUCUCUGUGCAGUAGAUAAUGGUACUCGCAAAAUGUAUUCGUUUCACUGCUUCAGCAGCCGGCAAGAUUGGCCCACGGGAUAUAUUGGCUAACUUUCGUAACCUGGCAACUACCACCGUAACAUCAACACCGAGUUCAACCAUAUCAGCAACCAGCCAAGAUCAGCAGCGACGGCAGCAUGCUUCCUACGGGAAAAUGUCUGGCUGGCAGAUACAUGCAUACGGUGUGCCACAAGAAGAGAUACAGUUCAACGAUGGUAUCAAAAUGCCCAUCCUAAGAUCACCCACCCAGCUGCUGGUGAAGGUGAAAGCAUCCUCAGUCAACCCGAUCGAUGUAGCCAUGAUCAACGGAUACGGUGCAGCGGUACUGAAUGCAAUGCGCUGCAAAGAUGGUGGAAUCGAAUUUCCGCUCGUGCUUGGACGCGACUUUUGUGGCGAAAUUGUACAGAAGGGUUUGGGCAUUUCUAGUCGUGAGCUUGAAGUAGGCGACGAAGUGUGGGGCGUCGUGCCGCUGCACUUGCAAGGUUGCCAUGCCGAUUACGUUGUGGUGGAAAAAUAUUGUCUGUUCAAGAAACCCUCCAAUUUAAGCAAAAUCGAUGCAAGCGCCAUACUAUAUGCCGGUUUGACGGCCUGGUCGGGGUUGUACAUUACUGGCCAUCUGGGUGAUUUACUUGGCGCUAUUUCACCCGUCGGUGGCGGUGCGGGCAAGAAAGUUCUCGUACUUGGUGCAGCUGGCGGUGUCGGUACACUCGCUGUACAGAUGCUGUUGGCCGAAGGAGUGGAAGUGUUUGCCACCUGCUCACCGGAUGCAAUGCAAAUGCUGCACAAUCUUGGUGUAAAAUACGUACUGGACUAUACCGAUCCUGCGCACGUGCAGAAUGUGGCCAGUGUUGGGAGAUUCGACAUCGUGCUGGAUUGUGCCGGGAAAGGCACGGACUAUGCUAACGAGGUACCAUGGUUGUACGAUCAGUACAUCACCUUCAAUUCGCCAGUACUUAAAAACAUCGACGCCGAUGGUUUUGCAUCCGGGAUGUAUCAGAAUGCCGUUAAUCUCGUGCGUAAUAAUGCGGCUUCGCUAAGCACCCGGCAAGGUCUUGUGAAGUGGGGUUACUUUGUGCCAGCCCCUCAAGGUAUCGCCUACCUGCAGCGUUUGGCAGAGAAGAACAAACUGUUGCCGGUGGUAGAAAAGGUAUUCCCGUUCGCUAGUAUACCCGAGGCGUACGAACGUGUCUCGCAAAAGCAUUUACGAGGGAAGAUUGUGAUUGAUUUCGAGUAAGCCGAGACGGUCGACUUAUCAAAUCUCGUAGAUCAAACAGAUAGUUUAACUGUCAAGAGAUUCGACUCCGAAUACGGUAGAACGUAGGUAAACGAAAUAUUGUAGCGAAUCGUACACAUCACGUUGCUACGUGUGAUUAUACAGUAGAAAUUAAAGAGCACUCAAUUAA